This is a messenger RNA of Tyto alba (common barn owl), 4026 nucleotides long. RefSeq lists its product as uncharacterized. NCBI's taxonomy places the organism in Eukaryota, Metazoa, Chordata, Aves, Strigiformes, Tytonidae. The record is from RefSeq and is a predicted model, not a curated record. The coding region runs from base 537 to 1580 and encodes 347 amino acids. The transcript is spliced from 8 exons.
UUCAGCUCACAGUGAUGUGACAAUAGAUGGGAGAGUGUGUGCGACUUUCUUUUGACCUUGACUACCCCCAGCUGGAGCAACCUCUUCGGAUCAGCUGGUACAAGGGAAAUGCAUCCUUGGGGCACUGGAUGCAUGGCAACCCCGGGCACGGCCAGCGCAUUCGUCUCUUUCCUAAUGGGACGCUGGGGCUCCACCUGGCCGGGAGAGAGGAUGCAGGACAAUACACAGCCACGGUGUGCCACAGCUCUCAGCAUUGUUUCUACCAAAGAAAAUUUCAGCUAUGUGUGCAUGGGCACCUUGUCAGAGGGCUUGUAGGUGACUGUGUUACUUUUGAUCUGAACUGCCUGGAACCAACCAAGUACAUCGAAGUCAGGUGGAAGAAAGACAACAAGCGUGUGGCAGAAAACCAGACAGAAGAUGUCGUUCUGACCUACUUCAACAGAGCCCGUGUGUUCCCCAAUGGCAGCUUGAGCUGUUGCCCCACAUAAUGGGGGGAUGAGGGAGAGUAUGUGGCAGAUGUAUUCAAUCAGGAUGGCAUGCAUUUGCACCAGGAAACUUUUAAUCUGGAACUGAACAAUGAGAGGGACAAACCUGAGGAACAUGAAGAAAGGGAUGAAAACAGCCCUUGUUUUCGCUCUGCCACCUGGACUGGUGUGCUCAGCGGCGGCUCAGGAGUCUUUUCUGUGGGAAAUCAAAGUCUGCAUAACCUCUCCAGAAUGAGCAAGAGGGGUGCGAGAUGCUGGACAACUGUCUAUAAUGAUACUUUGUUGGCUGACUGCGGCACUUCUACCGGCAGAUGCCUGAACUGGCAGAAUGGCUCCCUAGUGCUGAGGAGUGUGGAGAAAGAGGAUGAAGGAGAAUAUGAGUUUUUUUUUCACAACGCCACUGAAUUAUUCACACUGGAAGUAUUUGAGCUGGCUGUUGGUAUCCAGUGCUUCCCUAAUGGGACUGGAGAGUUGUCCUGUGACGUGACCAGCAACAAGAGCAUCAGCGUUCAGUGGCUGCUGAACGGCACCGUGCUGAGCAUCCCCGAGGCUUGCAUUAAGGAUGGUGGGAAGAAGGUUCGCCUGGACAAAACCGUGCCUGGGGAAUUUGUAUGUGAGGUGUACCACGGGACCAGCAUCACGAGGACAAGGCCCAUUGUGCUGUCUUGCAGCUAUGGAGACCUGCUGCAGCACCCGUGGUUCAUUUACAUCCUGGCAGGCUGUGCAGGGGGUGCAGUUAUCCUGGUGGUGAUUGUGUCCUCAGUCAUAUGUUGCUGCAUGAAGAGGAAACCCAAGUUCAUCCCAGUGCCUUCAGAGGAGGAGAAGGAUGAUGGACUUACAAUGUCCGUGGUCUCCAGUGAAGGUGUGAAGAGCCCCCCCAAUGGAGACCGUGUCGAGGCUCAAGCUGCCCAGAUCGACUGCCCUUCAAAGCCUGACGCUGCCCAGACUGGUCAAGGCACUGAGCCCCCACCCCCCAUGGAGGAAAAUUUACCAGUGGAGAUAGAGCCUGAGGAAAUGCCAGACCCAGAAGUCACAGUUGAUGUGGAAAGCCAGAAAAAUGCCUCGGACUGUUUCCCAGAUCCAAUUGAUGACUGAUCUGGCAUGCUUGCUGUUCCACCCUCUCUUGAAGUCUAUGACACCCAUCCUUUGCAUCCCAUAGCCUCAUUGUGUGUAAGAAUCAGUCUAAAAAAUUUUAGCGGGGGGAAGAUGUGAGGUGUCAGGCCUGCUAACCUCAUUUAAAAAAGAAAAAAAAAAAAAAGAAAAUAUAAGAAAAAGCACAUGCAUGGCUUCAAGGCCACGCUGCCGUGGGCUGACAGGUUCACUAAGAAACCAAACUGGGCAGCUCUUCAUGCUUUGCCUGUCGAUAGACCUGCAGUUAACCUGUGGAGCCCUGGAGGACAGCCUGAGAUGAGAUGGGCUGUUCCUCCUGCUCCCUGCCCACCCCGCGCCUUGCCACGUCUUUGCCAGCCAGCGGUUCCUGCAAGCGGCCGGCGUGACAGGCGGGUUGAGGUGGCCUGCCAGUCCCAGGCAGAAACAAGGACCUGCCAGAAGUUUCCUGAGAAAGCCUCCUCUCAGGAGAUUUCGAGGCAUUCUUCACAGGCCCUGCAAAAAAAGCUCCAGGGAAGUUUCAGCUACGUAUCUGCUGUGCCGGGUGUUUAUCUGAAUCGCUUCUCUGAGCUCCGGACCCUUAGUGAUUUGGCCCUCACUGCUCGCUGCGUGGGGCCAGGAGUGGUGGCGGGGGCUGCUGCGUGCAGGCCCCGGGAGGUGAUGUUGGCUUGCUUGCCUUUCGAUGAUGCCCUGUAGUGGCAGGGGGCUACCAGUUACCUUUCGCCAGAACCUGACCCAGGUUGCCAGUGAGUUAAAGCAGCUCUGUCACUAGCUUGCUUGCUUGCAGCAGAAGGGUGCCUGGGGCUUGGGUGUGUAAUUUUGGCAGAAACAUUGAUUGUAAUGCUGAGAUCAUUCAUCAGUGCAAGCAUUAGUGCCUUUAGUGUAAUGGUUUAGCUCCUGCAAGCUGCUUGAGCUGGCCAUCUGCCUGUGCAUGUAGGCUUUUUCAGUGCUGUGUUAUUUGCACAGGCAGCAGCAAUUUAUAGAAUCUCUUAGGCAAGUCUUGCUGCUACGCACGUCCUGUUCUGCUCAGGGGAGGUUUGCCAGUGGAGCAGCUGGGGGUAGGCCUGCAGGGAAGAAGGAUGAGGUGAGGAGAGGGCAAGGACUCGGUCCCAGGCAUCAGGUAGCCAGGGGCUGCAGGGCUGUCAGGCCACAGGGGGUGAUGCCAGAGCAAGGUAUUUACUGCCUAAGUGCAUUUUGGUGGUCAGAAGCGAGGCAUGUUGGUGUUAAAUUAGCCCAAAGGGCUAGAAAGGCACGGUAGAGUAAAAGCAGAGAUGGUACAGAUCGGGGCUGAAAGGGAUGGGGAUGUGUAUUGCAUUCCUCUCUUCCAUUGCCAUUUUGUCCCUGUUUUAUAUUGUGCUGAUAUUGUGCCAUGAGCCCCUUAGAAACAGAUUUAAGGUAUGCCUUGUAAAUGCCACCCAGCGAGGUCUGCAAGCACCCCAGCAGAAUCAAAACUGAGCUGAGUGCUUUUUCCCCAGGCGGGGGAGCUGCCGGGGUGGCUGCACACCUACCUGGAACUCCUUCAUGUCCGUGUACAUGGCAGAGCGCUGCAUCGGUGACACCCAGCCAUAGGUGGUCGCUCUUGUUGUUUCCUUGUCCUGUGACUCUGUUUAGAAGAUUUUUGGAUCUUGUGUGCUGUAUUGGUGGUGAUUCAGCCUGUCUCUUGCUUUUUAAGGCUGCCGUAGGAAUCAGAUUUUCCACGGUAAGAGGGAGAUAAUAAUUCUUUUCCUCAUGGUGCUGCGCUAUCUCCUUUCAGUAUAAACAUUCCUCAAAGGCUGUGAGUGGACUGACAGAAACGUGACACGGAGCGCGUGGGGUGGCAGCUGCCUGUAGGCAGCACGGCGGCAGCGACGCUGGGUGAGCUGGUGCCAGCAUCACUGAAAUGGGGGGACGUUGUCAGCUUUGCUUCUCUUCUGUGCUUUCUGGCAGGGGCAGGCAGGGGACAGUCGACUCCAGUACAUGCUUCAAAGGCUGAACGGUGCUGGAGAGGAUGCCAGCUUUUCAGGUGCUGAGGGUGACAGAGCUGGGCCAGCAUUGUCCUGCUGGGCUGGUACAUCCCGGCUCCAGCUUGCCCAAGCACUGCCUUGCUGCUGUCAGCACUGGGAGGGCUGGGGGUGCCCUGGCAGCCUUUAGCCCCGUCACUGGUGUAACCCCAGGCUGAGAAGGAUUUUUCCCAUUGAGAUCGAGCCAUCCUUACAAGGCAGACAGGACACGUCUGGUUUUCUGUCCUUCCCUGCUGAAAGUGCCAUUCAGCAAUGGGGCAAAGGUUUCUGUUACUGUGAGGUCAGGAGAGAAGUUGUGCAGCCUGUGCUCUUCCUUUAGCUGCAUGUGUUCGUGCCCUGCUAUUGUUCUUUUUUGGUGUUUGGUUUUGUUUUUUUUUUUUUUUUUCCUUUUCCCUGCAAUGAUUUUGUUCCUAAUAAAAAGAUCUGUUUUCUAA